AUGGUUACUGUUUGGCGAAGUUUAAAAGCUUGCCCGGAAGAACUAAGGUUGGAUACAACAUUAAAAUGCGGACAAUCUUUCCGUUGGAAAGUGUCGGGUGAAAAUGAAUGGUCAUGUGCUUUCAAAGGAAGGCUUAUCUCUUUGAGACAAACAGAAUCAAAUGUAGAAUAUCGAUCAUACCAAUCUUCUUCCUCCUAUUCUUCCCCCAGUUUUCCUUACAAUUCAUCUGCAUCACUUUCGUCUACAGAAUAUUAUGCAAAGUGGUGUAAAGCUGAUAAAAAUUUUGCAAAGGUGGCUGAUAGAUUCCAAGGUGUAAGAAUCCUAAGACAAGAUCCUGUCGAAAAUCUAAUUUGUUUUAUAUGUUCUACAAAUAACAACAUUGCUAGAAUUUCUAAAAUGAUAGAGAAAUUGUGUAAUCGAUAUGGUAACAAGGUUUAUACUUUGAAUGGCGAAGACUAUUAUGAUUUUCCAACAUUGGAUAAACUUGCUUCUGAUAAUAUUGAAAUGGAAUUACGUGAAUUGGGGUUUGGUUAUCGUGCUAAAUAUAUUGUACAAACAGUCAAUCACUUGGUGGAAAAAUGUUCUGGAGGCGAGGAGUGGUUGUAUUCUUUGCGAAACCUUGAUUACAGAAAUGCUCAUAAUGCUCUACUACAACUUUCCGGUGUUGGUCCAAAAGUUGCCGAUUGUGUGUGUUUAAUGUCUUUAGACAAGCAUAAUUCUAUACCUGUAGACACACAUGUAUGGCAGAUCGCUAAACGUGAUUAUGGCUUUGCUUCAAAAACUUCAAAAAACUUAACAAAUCGGUUGUACGAACUGGUUGGCGAUCAUUUUAGAAAUUUAUUUGGAGAUUAUAGCGGAUGGGCUCAUUCGGUUUUGUUCGCUGCGGAUCUUAAAAUGUUUGAGAAAAAACAACAAUAUGAUAACAAUAAUACUAGCAGCAACAAUUUGAAAACUAAAAAAAACAUUGCCAACAACAACGAAUCUAGUUAUAAUAGUGUUGUUACGCUAACUUUAUCAUCAACAAAUGUCGAAGAAAAAUUGAACAAUAAUGAAUCACCUUCCAUUUCUAGAAAGAAACUUCGCAGUUCAGCUUGUUUGCCCAUUAUACCAAAUUUAAGUUAG
Entrophospora sp. SA101 is the source of this 1122-nucleotide messenger RNA. The record is from the annotation of a GenBank genome assembly. Lineage: Eukaryota; Fungi; Glomeromycota; Glomeromycetes; Entrophosporales; Entrophosporaceae.